UUUGAGGCAAUUGCUGUUUUCACAACGAACACAGAGGUCAAUGGAAUAUACUUUGCCUCCUCAGUAUUUAGCAAAGGAUAAACAUUUUGACUACAGGAAGGCAAUGGAAAGUCUCAAUGAUGCUAAAGUACAAGACGAUGAUUUGAAACUAAUUGCAUUGAUAAGGAAUUAUUAUAUUGAAAAUCCUUCAACUCGACCGUACAAUUUUGAUGAACCAGAUAAAAUGGAUCAGUCAAAAGGCCAAACGGCAGUUAUUGAUAAAUUGCUGAAUCAAAAGGAAGACGGAUUUUUUGUCGAAUGUGGAGCUAACUCAGGGGAAAAGCUAUCGAAUUCGUUAUUUCUAGAACGUUAUCGUAAUUGGGAUGGUAUUCUGAUUGAAGCAAACCCAAUCGUCUACAAGAUGCUGAAGAAAAAGAACAGAAAAUCGUAUACACUGAAUGCUUGUCUGAACAUAAAACCAUAUCCAGCUAUGGUGGCGUUUUUAGAAGACUCUUGGUGGAGUAAAAUGUUGGAUGGAAAUUACUCGAAAUCUUACAAAGAAAAAGGGGACGCAGGUCGUUUCAUCCAAGUUCAGUGUUUUCCUUUAUAUUCAAUUCUUUUGGCUCUAAAUCAGACAAGAGUAGAUUACUUUAGCCUAGAUGUUGAAGGGACAGAGAAAGGUGUUCUUGAUAGUAUACCGUGGGACAAAGUGGACAUUAGGACGAUGUCAAUUGAAUUCAAUAAAUGGUCAGGUGGAAAGUCUUCAUUGAUUGCAUACAUGGCAAGGCAGGGAUAUAAAGCUGUUAGUGAAAUAGAUACCGAUAAGGCGCACGAUAUAAUUUUCCUCAGACUGUAAGUCGUAUUUAUGGCAAUUAAUGACAAUAUAUGGAAAUGAUAACAAUAUAUCACAAUAAAUGACAUCAUAUAAUAAUGAAUGAAGUAUAUGGCAAAAUUACAUUAUAUGACGAUAAAUUACAUUUAUUUUUAUAUGAAAUAAAUGGCAUUGUAUGGCAAUA
Molecule: messenger RNA, 995 nt
Organism: Ruditapes philippinarum (Manila clam)
Lineage: Eukaryota; Metazoa; Mollusca; Bivalvia; Venerida; Veneridae
Product: protein Star-like
Exons: 3
Coding region: 41-835 (264 amino acids)
Source: RefSeq, a predicted model, not a curated record